Molecule: messenger RNA, 1022 nt
Organism: Eucalyptus grandis
Lineage: Eukaryota; Viridiplantae; Streptophyta; Magnoliopsida; Myrtales; Myrtaceae
Product: thylakoid lumenal 17.4 kDa protein, chloroplastic
Exons: 4
Coding region: 25-750 (241 amino acids)
Source: RefSeq, a predicted model, not a curated record
GAGAGAAAGCACAGCGACACGGCAAUGGCGACUUCCUUAGCUCCGCUCUCGCAGACCGCCCUCUCCCUCCGCCGCCUCCCGCCGACGCGCCGCCGCUCUCCCGCCUCCGAGCUCCGCUCGCCGAUCCGCGUCGCCUGCUCCGGUCAGCGCUCCGCUUCCAAAGAAGGUUGGGAGAUCAAGGAAAGCACGUGUUGUGUCAAGGAAUUGAGGAAUGUGGCUUGCGGAGUCCUCGCUGUUUGGGCCGUAACUGCGGCUUCGCCAGUAAUUGCUGCUAGUCAGAGGUUACCUCCCUUAUCAACAGAGCCCAACCGCUGUGAACGUGCAUUUGUUGGCAACACAAUAGGACAGGCUAAUGGUGUUUAUGACAAGCCAAUAGAUCUCCGCUUCUGCGAUUAUACAAAUGAAAAAUCUAACCUAAAAGGGAAGUCACUGGCGGCAGCACUCAUGUCAGAUGCUAAAUUCGAUGGUGCAGACAUGUCAGAAGUGGUAAUGUCAAAAGCUUAUGCUGUUGGAGCUAGCUUUAAGGGUACCGACUUCUCAAAUGCUGUUUUAGAUAGGGUUAAUUUCCAGAAAGCAGACCUUCAAGGAGCUGUAUUCAAGAAUACCGUUUUGUCGGCAUCUACCUUCAACGAAGCUCAACUGCAGGAUGCAGUGUUUGAGGACACCAUUAUCGGUUACAUCGAUCUCCAGAAGCUUUGCACCAACACGACCAUAAAUGCAGAUGGAAGAGCUACUCUUGGAUGUCGGUGACUUUGAUUUAUAUUCUGCCUUUGCUUUUCAUUUUCAAUAUGCGAAGUCAAGGGAGAUGCUCUCUAACAUAGUGAGAGUUCUUCAGUGACGUAGGAAGCGAGAAUGAUUCGGCGGCCACCGUUAGGGCCAGUUUGAUUCGGGCUAGACUUAUAUCCAUAUUCAUGUUCUGCUUGUGAAUGAGCUAUGCGCGACAGCCAAUGUCGAGUCUAUUGUUACAGGUUUCACUGUAAAACCUAGAUAAUCGAUGGUUUACAGGUCCAUUGACAAAGCAA